Messenger RNA from Fomitopsis serialis, 448 nucleotides. RefSeq lists its product as uncharacterized. The coding region runs from base 101 to 448 and encodes 115 amino acids. NCBI's taxonomy places the organism in Eukaryota, Fungi, Basidiomycota, Agaricomycetes, Polyporales, Fomitopsidaceae. The record is from RefSeq and is a predicted model, not a curated record. The transcript has 3 exons.
CUUCCUUUGUCUCCGCGUUCACCGUCGCGUUCUCUCAUCCCGGCUCCUCUCCGCUGCACCUCCACGCUUGCUUCGGCCCCUGCUCGAUUUUUGCUUUGCCAUGUCUGCCGCGUCUACCACCCCCGCCACGUCAGCAACCGCGCCGGCUCCUGCCGGCCUAAGAAUGCCUCGCCCCCACCUCAAUCAUUUCCUGGAAAUCACGAACGCCAAGCUUCUGAAGAUGAUGGGGAAUGGUUUGGUGAGGCAGGAGGAUGAGGCGGCGCUGGCAGAGGAGAUUCUUGGAGAGUUCAUUGAUUGUGUGUACGGGGCGGUCCAUGCAGUUGUGAGCGGUCGGACGGCGGGCGAGCCUCCCGAGGAGCCGUUGCAGGGAAGCCGGGUACUAUUCAACGAGUAUUUACUCAUCGACGAGUAUUAUCUUCACGAGCUUAUAGAUGAGUGCAUGGCAUGA